UGCGCGCGCCAUAUAUGCAGUGAGACGAGAUAGUCCCCGGCGGAGGGAUCUCAGCUAGGGGCGGGAGAGCCUAUAUAAGGGUCGCGCCAGCGCUAUGACGCAUUUAGAUCCGCUUGACUCUACGUGACCGUUUCUCUGUCUGGAGCGCCGUCCUUGCGAAAAUGCAGAUCUUUGUGAAAACCUUGACGGGCAAAACCAUCACCCUGGAAGUAGAGCCCAGCGACACCAUUGAGAAUGUCAAGGCCAAAAUCCAAGACAAAGAAGGCAUUCCUCCAGACCAGCAGAGGCUGAUCUUUGCCGGAAAGCAGCUGGAAGAUGGGCGCACCCUGUCCGACUACAACAUCCAGAAAGAAUCCACUCUGCACUUGGUCCUGCGCCUCCGAGGUGGUAUGCAGAUCUUUGUGAAAACCUUGACGGGCAAAACCAUCACCCUAGAAGUAGAGCCCAGCGACACCAUUGAGAAUGUCAAGGCCAAAAUCCAGGACAAAGAAGGCAUUCCUCCAGACCAGCAGAGGCUGAUCUUUGCCGGAAAGCAGCUGGAAGAUGGGCGCACCCUGUCCGACUACAACAUCCAGAAAGAAUCCACUCUGCACUUGGUCCUGCGCCUCCGAGGUGGUAUGCAGAUCUUUGUGAAAACCUUGACGGGCAAAACCAUCACCCUAGAGGUAGAGCCCAGCGACACCAUUGAGAAUGUCAAAGCCAAAAUCCAAGACAAAGAAGGCAUUCCUCCAGACCAGCAGAGGCUGAUCUUUGCCGGAAAGCAGCUGGAAGAUGGGCGCACCCUGUCCGACUACAACAUCCAGAAAGAAUCCACUCUGCACUUGGUCCUGCGUUUAAGGGGCGGUAACUGAACUUGCUCCUGCUAGCAUCUGAAUAAAAAUUUCACUGCACCUUGUUCCAAUAAAGUUGUUGCAUUCACAA
This is a messenger RNA of Chrysemys picta bellii (western painted turtle), 921 nucleotides long. The record is from RefSeq and is a predicted model, not a curated record. NCBI's taxonomy places the organism in Eukaryota, Metazoa, Chordata, Testudines, Emydidae.